ACAGUCAGUCAUGUCACAGACAGAGAGAUACACAUUCACUAACACAGAUAUGGAUAGAGUGAGAGAAGAGAAAGAGUUGCAAUAUAUAGAACAAAAUAGAAGGGGUAAAUCAGAGAGAGAAAACAAGAAGAGGAAGAAACAUGAAGAAAAUAAGAGAGAGAGACAGAGAGAGAGAGAGAGAGAGAGAGAGAGAGAACAAGAAGAGAGAGCGAGGGUUCUCAUCAUCUCUCUCUCUUUCAUUUCCUGACAAAGGCACUGUAUUUGGAACUCAAGACCAUCACAAUCAAAAUAUUCUACUCAUAAGCAUCAAACGGAAACAACAAAAAUAUUAGUCAUGACCAUCAACACCACUCAUAACUGCACAGAGCCCCAGAGUAACUGGCUCUUUGUUGGGGUCUACUCCAUGGUCUUCAUGGUUGGCCUCAUCCUCAACCUCACAGCACUAGUGGUGUUCUUCCGCUACACCAAGUCUCGGUCUCACACCACCGUCUACAUGACUAACCUGGCCAUCGCAGACCUUCUCCUGGUCCUCACUCUGCCCCUGAGGAUCUACUACCAUCUGGGAAUGUCUGGGUUACCACAGUUACCUCAGGUCCUGUGUGAAGGGGUGGGCCUGGUUCUGCUGGUCAACAUGUAUGGCAGCAUCUUUCUCCUCACCUGCAUGUGUUUCGACCGCUGUGUAGCCGUAUGUUUCCCCAUGUCUUGCCGGAUUCGGGAGGGCCGAAAGAAAGCCCCACUGGUCUGCCUCGGUGUCUGGGUCCUUACCAUCGGAGCCAGCCUCCCAUUCUACAUCUCCAAACCCAGAGAGGCAUCCAAUGAGAUGCAGGACCUUUGUUUCGGGAACCUUCCAGUCUACGCCACACAGGCAACGGCAGUCGCCUCGACACUAACCGUCGGCUUCGGCAUCCCCUUGGUGGUGAUGUUGGUCUGUUCCUCGGCGUUGAUCCGCACCAUCACAAGGAGCGCUGUAGCCCAGACAGAACUCAUCAACUCUGGGAAGAUCCAGAGGAUGAUUACCACCAACCUGGUGAUAUUUCUGGCCUGCUUCCUGCCCUACCAUGGGACUCUGGCACUCCUCUAUGUCCAUAGGAAAGCGGUAUCAUGCCCCCUACUGUCGGCAUACCGCUAUAGCCUUAUGGUGGCCUGUCUGAACGCCAUUUUGGAUCCACUGGCGUACUAUUUCACCACGGAGACGUUCAGGAAGAAGGUGGAUAUGGACGCCAUGAGGAGGAUGUUCCCACUCAACAGUCAGAACUCUGAGGGUAACAACUCCAGAGCCCCCUUCAACACUUAAUGUUCUAAAGAUACAGUCUGGGAUUUGAAAAAACAACAAAUCCCUCACCCCGCCGGCCGCCAAUUGUUUUGGUAAAAAUGUAUUAAAGCACGUUCCAUGUACUGCCAAGAUAUAGAAUGGUGAUUAUAUUGGAUUUAUGAUGUGUAGUUCUACGCCAAGCUAACACCCAAGGUGUUAAGAUAUUGGAUCAUCCAUGUGCAAUCAGUUGGUUCUCAUACUGAAGUUUCGGACUAUGCAGUGGCAUGUAUUCAGGGAUGCCAAAGGAAGGCAGGCUUCCCCAGAACAAUCACCAAGAAAAAAAGAAAAAAUAUUAUAUUUCUGUAUGUGUAGCUCAUCUAUCUGAUGCUUUCUGGUCAAAAAUAGUAUAAUAUUGCUGCUGCUUGUAGCAUUGAAUAAAAGGGAUUAAUAAUUAUUAAUAAUAAUAGCCAAUCAGCGUUGAGCUAAACUGAGUGAGCUCAGCUGUGAAUGGUCCUGGUGCACCGAAAGAAAGUGUAAAGGGAAGCCAGUUCGGAUUUGGCUUCACACCAGUCACAUCAAAUCCAGCCAAACAUCAUUGACAGAAAAAACGUGAUUUGUUGUAUCUAGUUUCCUAAAUUAGCCAAGGACAGAGAUAGGGAUUUUGUGGUUUUACUUCAUUCUCCACACUGGCCAAUUCUGUGAUUCUGACACAACCAUUAAUUCAUAUAUUGUGCCCCUGGACUGACAGGAUGGAAGUUCAAUAUUUAGAAGGCUAAUGUGAACUAGCUAAUGUUGUCAUGAAAGGAAAUUAGGAUAGCAAGCAACAUUUUAGCCAGGUAGUCUAGGACAACAUAAACUUAAAGCAUGUAUGACAGAGUCAUAGACGUUUCGGCAACAUGAAUGAGAGGAGGAUGGCAUUGGCCUUUCUUUACAAGUAGGGUGAGUCAACACAUUUUCUCCUUACGCACACAAACACAAAAAUCAGUACCAUGGACAGCCACAUGAUAGGUAAGAAUGUACAUAUUUUCCCAUUAAUAAAACGAUAUCCUAACAUCCAAUAUAUUUCAACAUUUUUGAAAAACACAUCAAGACUCCAAACCAAGUAAAAAAUAAAACAUUUUAGAAUCAUCCAACAGCAACAUCUGCAAUAAACACUGAUCCAAAAGUUUUUAUUUUAUUUUUUUACAGUUAAUCAGAGCUCAAAUACAAAUGCAGUUUAUUUUACAGUUUUUAAAGAGCCUAUAAUCAAUUGUUAAAUCUAAUCAAAGUAAUAGUAACAUUCGUUACUAUUUUGCAACAUUACACAUUUUAAACAGCCUUGGAUCAAUUUCAGGUGGCUGAACAUUUGCUUAUGUUGAUUGGACUAAAUCGUUUUUGGAAUAUUUUAGAUGUCACUGUAUUAGACUAAGCAUAGGUGAUUUCAUGAUGUCGAAAUGUUGAAGUUGAAAUGGUGCUGGAAUAGUGGAGGCUAUAACGAUACAGGGCAAGACCUAGAUGCAGACACGGGAGGCAGAGGGUUGGAGUCUCUGAUAUUUAUUAUAAAACAAGGGGCAGGCAAGAGACAGGUUGUGGACAGGCAAAAGAUCAUAAGGAGGUACAGAGUGGCAGGCAGGCUCGAGGUCAGUGCAGGCGGGCUCAGUGUAAGGGCAAGCAAAGGUCAGAACUGGGAGGACUAGAAAAACAAAGACUUCACAAGAAAAACGCUGGUUGACUUGACAAGACGAACUGGCAGAACAGAACAGAAAUGUUAUCUACGUGGUGAAAACAAAGUGCUGUUCUAGAACUUUGAAAAUUCUACUUGGAUAAAUCCACCCUUGUCUGUAGACAGAGCUGCAUCGGUGAGAGCUUUCAUAGAUGCUGCGAACUUGCAACUGGAAGACAGUGAUACAUUUCAUGGUAGAGAGAGAGAUUGCAUUUAAACAAACUACAAUCCAUAGUCUGAAUCAUGUGUUAAUUUGACACUUAGAUUUAUUUAUAGAUUUCACACAGCUACAGAAAACAUACACAGUGGGGAGAACAAGUAUUUGAAACACUGCCGAUUUAGCAGGUUUCCUUACUUACAAAGCAUGUAGAGGUCUGUAAUUUUUUUUAUCAUAGGUACACUUCAACUGUGAGAGACAGAAUCACAUUUUAUGAUUUUUAAGUCAUUAAUUUGCAUUUUAUUGCAUGACAUAAGUGUUUGAUACAGUGUGUGGACAGGGGUCUUUUAUACAGGUAACAAGUUCAAACAGGUGCAUUUAAUACAGGUAAUGAGUGGAGAACAGGAGGGCUUCUUAAAGAAAAACUAACACGUCUGU
Molecule: messenger RNA, 3549 nt
Organism: Oncorhynchus mykiss (rainbow trout)
Lineage: Eukaryota; Metazoa; Chordata; Actinopteri; Salmoniformes; Salmonidae
Product: lysophosphatidic acid receptor 6
Biological process (GO): phospholipase C-activating G protein-coupled receptor signaling pathway; positive regulation of Rho protein signal transduction
Cellular component (GO): plasma membrane
Molecular function (GO): G protein-coupled receptor activity
Source: RefSeq, a predicted model, not a curated record